Symbiodinium necroappetens is the source of this 423-nucleotide messenger RNA. NCBI's taxonomy places the organism in Eukaryota, Dinophyceae, Suessiales, Symbiodiniaceae. The record is from the annotation of a GenBank genome assembly.
AUGUCUACAAUUCCAUCCUCGUUCAGUGCUUUGCUUCCCGGAGCUCACGUCGUCCAAUCCGUUGGGAAAACACUUCAGCGAGUGGAGACGGCUGCGGUGGCCUCGAGGCAAGCAGUCAGGCAGACCGUGGAUGGCGCAGGGCCGCCCGGCACCAAUGAGCAGACGAGUCCAGCCACAAGCGGCAAGACAAGGCCGACUUUCGACCUACUGCUCUCUGGAACGCGAUGUGCAAAGUGCAAGGUCUACCUGUAUCAGGCACCGUUCUCGCCGGCGGUUCGCUACGUUGAUGGGGAGGAGCUUUUCGCAGUGCCAGCCGGUUGGGCGAUACUGCGGACUCGAGGGGGUCUACUUCUGUGGCUGGAACUCAGUGAGGAUGCAAAUCUGCUGGAGGCCAUAAAGGCCAAGCAGGAUGGGUGGGGCUGA